Messenger RNA from Colletotrichum higginsianum IMI 349063, 519 nucleotides. RefSeq lists its product as uncharacterized. The transcript has 2 exons. NCBI's taxonomy places the organism in Eukaryota, Fungi, Ascomycota, Sordariomycetes, Glomerellales, Glomerellaceae. The record is from RefSeq and is a predicted model, not a curated record. Bases 1 to 519 code for a protein of 172 amino acids.
AUGAGCUUCUGCCACGGGUGCGUGGAACUAUCGGACGACUACCCUCGUCGACGUCGCAACUCGCACGCACACAUACCAUUCGGACCUGGCAAGACCACAGAAAUCUGGGUCGUCGGGAAACUUAAAAAUCUCUCGAUUUGCGAAGCUCGACUUGCAUGCGACCUGCCACCCCUGCAGCAGAUGACCAUGCAGCGCAUUAGCAACGGCGGGGAUUUCCCUUUUUUUCUUUCUUUUUCUUAUCUCCUUUCUUACCUUUCCUUCUCGGAUGUCAAUAGCUACGGGGAGUUUACGGCGCACAACGGAACAACCACAUCGUAUUGCCUUCAUUUCAGAGAUCCCGCAUUAGGUUCAGACUGGCGGCCAAGGAGAGGAUUCGAGAACUGGCUAUCACGCCAUCAGGGUCGGGCAUCGCACCAGUCCCACUUUUUCUUGCCUUCUCACCAUCGGCAGCGGGGGUCCCUCCAUCAAUUGUAUCAUCGGCGGGGGGAGGGGCAGCCGGGUGUUUCUUUCUUUCGGUAG